Messenger RNA from Orbilia oligospora ATCC 24927, 6948 nucleotides. RefSeq lists its product as uncharacterized. The record is from RefSeq and is a predicted model, not a curated record. The coding region runs from base 1 to 6948 and encodes 2315 amino acids. The transcript has 5 exons. Gene Ontology annotation, molecular function: ATP binding; protein serine/threonine kinase activity. Gene Ontology annotation, biological process: peptidyl-serine phosphorylation; phosphorelay signal transduction system. NCBI's taxonomy places the organism in Eukaryota, Fungi, Ascomycota, Orbiliomycetes, Orbiliales, Orbiliaceae. Gene Ontology annotation, cellular component: cytoplasm; nucleus.
AUGAUACCAAGUAAUACCGUUAAAGAUGGGAAGAAGGUUGAAACUGGGCUGGUGAUUGCCCAGAAGGAGCCGCUAAAGUCGGAGGACGUCAGCCCCCCAACAACAACAACAAAGAUGACAAGGAGCAUGAGCGUGACAAUGAAGGCAGAGAAGGAUGAUCUGAAGGAGGCUGCCAAGGACACCUUCAAUGUCGUUGUGGACCUCACUCUAGACGGGAAUGUGCGAUGGGCUAGUUCAUCCUGGCAAGAUGUAGUUGGCACCUCCUGCGAGUCCAUUCAAGGGAAAUCAAUCUCGACGAUUCUUUACGGAAACACUGAUUGUUUCCACAGGGCUAUUGAAGCCAUGAAACAAGAUGAUAGCAGAUCGUAUAAGAUACGGUUUUCGGUGAUUGUUGGGCCGUUGUCCGCUUUUGCUCAAGAUCCCGUCACGAAGGCUAUGGCUGCAGAGAAAGAAGGAUUUCGGCCGGAGGAAGUUGAAGAUCUGUGUAUACUCGAGAUGGAGGGACAAGGAAUUCUUGUCUUUGAUCGAGGCGAUGGCCAAGCUAGCCACACAAUGUGGGUCAUAAGGCCUUGGACCGAGCCGAAAGAAAUCACUAUUGAUCUUCCCGCGCCAAUAAUAGAGUCGCUAGGUGUUGGUGCCGGAAUGCUGGCACAGUACCUUAACGCUUUAGCCGAGGACGACCCAGCGACCCAUCCACCACCACUCCCUGUUCUUUGUCGCAUUUGUGAAACCCAGAUCCAGCCUUGGUGGUUCGAAAAACACUCUGAGCUUUGCAUGCUCGAACAUAAAGCCGAGAGCGAAGUACAGUUAGCACAAGAAAACCUAAGUGUCCAGCGUAACGCUAUAGUCAAGGUCCUGGACGCCAUGGAACGAGCUACGUCUUCCAAUAGAUCAUCGGAGCCGAAUACUGUCGAAUACCGUGGGUUUUCGAUUAAGCCUCCCUCAUCAUCUUCGUCUGGAACGAGCUCUCCUGGUGGCCCAUCAAGCAGAAUAAAGGAUGCAACAUCGAGCGUUAAGUCUAAGUUUGGCGUUCGUCGCCCGCAAGUUAGAAUUGUUGAACUGCUGCUCGACCUUUGCGAUACUGCUCUUGAGAUCAGCACCCCUUCGGUUAAGGAAUCUUUAGGGACCGGCGAGGCUGGAGAAUUUCGAACACAGUCGCCAUUAUCAGAGCAACGAAUAGGACAGGUGAUGCAAUGGCAGUCGCCCUCCACAAAUACCCUCGAGCAAGAGCAUGGCCUAGCACUGUUGUGCUCCGACACUGAAAGCUGCUCCAAGGCAAAGGUCGAGGCUGUCCUCCGGCAUCGCAAUACUAUUGAGUACUCUGAGAGGAUCCGCUAUGAAUUUGCUACUUUGGUCCAGGAUAUUAUCGAUGAAGCGAGGAGCAAAGCUAGUGCUCUUGAGGACGAUAUUGAUAUGCAAUCUAUCGAAGGUGAUGUCUCUGAAGGCGAAGAUAUGUCUGAAAGUCAAUUGUCGGGUAGUGCUUAUCUCAGUGGUCUUUCAAAACGUAUCAGCAUCGGAUCCGACCUUCGUAGAGCCCGACGGUAUUCUUCCCCGAGUUCGAGCCCGCUAGAAUGCCUCACACCUCGUUCACAGAUUAGUAUCGGACGGGAAACUAGUCGACGGAGCCGAUUCAGUCUUCAUGCUUCAGCAGCAAUGUCUUAUGAACUUGAAGGCAACGAAAGCGAUGCUAGUGUCAAAUCCUCGAUCAGGGGAGACAUAACCCGAGUAGAUAGUCCUGUUAGUGAACAUGGAUCUAUUUCUCGAUCUGGAACCCGCAGCUCUGUAGAGAGGAAACGCCAGAGUCUAAAUCUUUUGCAACAUGGUGCACGAUCUCCUCACCGACAAGUAUCUCCUGGAAGAGCCAGUGUAGGCACCGCUUCGCCAAUGAAGACAGCAAAGCCCCGACUGUCCGCACUUUUUGAUGGCCAAUUUCCUACUCCUAUUACCUCCCCGCUCUUGUUCACUGGCGACUUCUCUCCUGCGCUUGAGCACGGUCACAGGAGACAAUCGUCCGUUGCCUCAUCCGACGCUGCUACCAAGCCACCGCUCUCUCCCAGACUUACUUCUGCUACGCCUGGCGCACAGAAGGCUGGUACGCCAUCUAUCAAAGACUUCGAAAUUAUUAAGCCGAUUAGCAAAGGUGCCUUCGGUAGCGUUUACUUGUCUAAAAAGAAGUCCACCGGAGAUUACUACGCUAUCAAGGUGCUCAAAAAAGCCGAUAUGAUUGCCAAAAAUCAAGUUACUAACGUUCGUGCGGAACGCGCUAUCAUGAUGGUGCAAGGAGAAAGCGAUUUCGUUGCCAAGCUUUUCUGGACCUUUGCUAGCAAAGAAUACCUCUACCUUGUUAUGGAGUAUCUUAACGGUGGUGAUUGCGCCGCAUUGAUCAAGGCGCUCGGUAACUUAUCCGAAGACUGGGCUAAGAAAUACAUGGCCGAAGUUGUCCUAGGUAUCGAGCAUUUACAUGAUCGUGGCAUCGUUCAUCGUGAUCUGAAACCUGAUAAUCUACUCAUCGACCAGAAAGGGCAUCUCAAACUUACUGAUUUUGGCUUGUCUCGUAUGGGUCUUUUGGGUAGGCAGAAGCGUGCGCUGCAGGGCUCUUCAGAAUCAACACCGGAUCUACUUAAGCAUGGACCCUUCGUUCCUAGACCGACGUCACAGGCUUCGUCUAGGUCGACAUCUUUCGACUUCAAUCCUGGUCAAUCCUCACCAUCAAAUACCCCCGUCAUCUCCCCAGAGCCAGGGUCUCAAAUCGUUGCUCCAUCAUCCUACUUUAGCCUGAGCCGAGAACCUACACGGGAGAACACCUUUAGCAGAGAAACAACGUUGAGUCGAGAAGCAACAUUGAGUCGGGAAGCAACGCUGAGUCGCGAAAACUCGAUCAGGGAAAAAGGAAAGCUGUCACUUGGUCGUAGCGAUAGCGCAGCUAGCGAGGGCUUGGUACCAACGCUUGGUGGGUUUUCGUUGAAUGACCCAGCCAGCUUAUCGAUGGCUGCCCGAAGAUCCUUUUAUCCAAUUGAUGACGACGCUCAAAGCACGAGUAGUGCGUCUAGCGACAUUAGCAACAUCCAUCCCUCGUCACUAUCUGCCUUUGCACAAGCGCCACCAACAUCCUCUCAUUCAAUGAUGCCGCCUCAGCUUGCUCUCUUUGAUCCUGAAGAUAGCAACCGCAAAUUUGUUGGCACGCCUGACUACCUGGCUCCAGAGACUAUUAAUGGAACUGGUCAGGAUGAAAUGAGUGAUUGGUGGUCUGUUGGUUGCAUCCUUUUUGAAUUCCUAUACGGGUAUCCUCCAUUCAUGGCUGAAACUCAUGAGAAAGUCUUCGAUAACAUCUUAAAUCGACGGAUUGACUGGCCAGGUGAUGAUGAAGAUGAAAUCAGUCCAGAAGCCAAGGAUCUCAUAAACAAGUUAUUGUGCAUAGAUCAGGAGAAGAGGCUUGGCGCCCGUGGAGCUGAUGAAAUCAAAAAUCACCCGUUCUUUGCCGACAUCAACUGGGAGCAGAUCCUUCAAGACGAAGCAUCUUUCAUUCCUGACCUCAAAGAUAUCGAAAAUACUGAAUAUUUUGACUCUCGGGGGGCUACAUUGCAAGAAUUCUCAGAGGAUAUGGAGGACCAUACUUCACCCGGCACUACGCCAAGUAACGACUAUUCAGAUCGUCCCCAUGAUGCUGUUCCGAGGGGUCGUCGGGAUCAGAGUAUUGGCAAACGCAACUUGAUGCCGCUACAUAUCCCACCACACGUUCGUGAGAGUGGCGGACGCGGUAGAAGGCUUAGCGAACCGCUCGCAGAUAAUGACUUUGGGCUGUUUCAGUUUAAAAAUCUCCCGGUACUUGACAAGGCAAACAAAGAUCUGAUUCAAAAACUUCGAUCGGAAGCUCUUAAGAAUCAGGCGCCAGCAUCCGCUACCAGUUCAUCUCCGUCACAGUCCGUUGAAGGAAGCCCGGUGCUCGGAAAGGGUGUCUCGAGAACUUUGUCUGCUAGCUCAAGAGGAGGUAAGAGGGCCGUGUCUCCAAGCAACUUGCAUUCGUCCAUAACCUCGCCCCCGAGUCGGGGCUCGCAACCGUCGUCGCCUCUUUUGGUUUCGUUUGCUGCACACCACCCACACCGCAAAACUUCAAAUGCCUCAACGACUAGUACGAGCAGCUUCGCUCUUAAUACGGCCCAUGUUGAUGUUCCCAAAAUUUCGACAAAGAUUGAGGGUCCAUCCCCCAUAACAGACUCAGCUAACGCAUCGCCCACUCGACUACACAAUAUCUCACCAAUUAGAAUCCAGGCGCCCUCAAAAAUGUUCGGGAAAUCUCCCCAGGCUCCGCUCUCACCUCGUAAGGAACAUGGCCUCUCUUCUCAGAAUCGUGGUUUUACUCGGGUUCGGUCGCUUACGGUAGGCUCUCAAGACGGAGAUCCACCAGCAUUCGUCGAUAGUCUCAAACACUACAAACGACAUAGUCAGGUCUUUGAUAUGUCUCCAUCUUCUUCGGAUAAUGAGGAUAGCCGGAGCAGCGCUUUGUUGAGGGUUCAAAGGAGACGCCAAAGCUCACAAAGGAUAUCUACGAUUAGUACUCAAGAGGGGCCGGUUGCCCGACCUCUCGACAUCCUUGUGUGCGAGGAUCAUCCUGUGUCCCGUAUGGUAAUGGAGCGUAUGUUCGAAAAACUACAGUGUCGAACUAUGUCUGUUGAAACUGGCCCCGAGGCCGUACGUUGCGCUAUGAGUGAAGUCAAGUUCGACUUGAUAUUGACCGAAUACAAGCUCCCGCAAAUUAAUGGGGAUGAUCUUGCACGCAUGAUCAAGACAACCAAGAAUGCCAAUAGCAGCACUCCCAUUGUGUGUAUUACGGGUUAUCUUCGCGACCUAAAAGAUCCACAUCACUUUGAUGACUUGAUCGAAAAGCCCGCUACACCGCAAAGUUUGACCGAGGUGAUGGAACGGUUAUGUGCUUGGGUCCCUCCGCAAACUCCCACCAGUCGCAACUCUCCAAUGGUGUUCCCAGUUGACAAGAACAGGCCACCCGUCCCGCCACUCCCGACGAAGAACCUUGAAGUCGAACGUCGCCCAAGCCUAGACCGUAACUACACCUCGCCUUUGCCUAGAACGGGUAGUCUACUAUCUACAAAGAGCUCUCUUGACAAUACAAAAGCUCAAGCAACUGAUAAGCCUAAGAAGGCCCAUAGCGACGAGGCUGUCCCACGGGUCCAGAACCGCUUGGAUACACUAACUCCUCCUCCAUCGUCACUGGGCGAAGAGUUCAUGAUGCAGAAGUUUGAGCUGAGUCAGAAAUCCACGGAACGAGCACGGUCACAGCUUUCUGUGUCAUCCUUAGCUUCACCCCCGCCAACCCCUCCUCGCCCUCCAAUCCCCGACAAAAGUGGGGAUAGAGCAAAGACUACAAAAUCUACUACACCUUCUCCAUUGAAGCAGCUCGAUUUCAUCAAUGCACCCGAGAUCAAGAAACCAACCGUGGUUUCUGGUCCUUCCAUGGAGGUCAAGAUGCCUAUUCCAACAUCUAUUGCUAAGCCAAUAUCCUUAGAAAAACCAGAGAAACCCGUUGAGUCUCAAGUCAAAAUCAUCUCUCGGCAACCAGUCCCGGUUACUGGUGCAUCAUCCUCCUCAGUUGCUCUGGGCAAGAAGAUUGAGCCUCUUAAUCAACCCAAGGUAGCUGAAUUGUCCAAGAAGCCUGCAACUACGAACCAAUCAGCCUCUACAACUAGCGGGCCUGUGACACCUGUCAAGCAGACAGCACCGACCACUCCCACCAAAGCUACUGCACCCGUUACUCCUCUUAAACCUGGAGCUAGCGCACCAAUCAAGGCGCCUGUACUAACCGCACCUGUCAAACCAACCGCACCAGUCACACCGGUCAAAUCAACGGUACCGGUGACGCCUGUCAAAUCAACGGUACCGGUGACGCCUGUCAAAUCUACGAUACCGGUGACGCCUGAGAAAGCGACAGUGCCAGUCACGCCAGUCAAGCCAACUGCGCCAACAACGCCAGUUAAAGCAACUGAGACUGUUGCCAAACCCGCUCUCAACCCUAAACCACUAGCAACACCUGUAACAUUGACGGAGACAACUUCUAGGCCUACAGCUUCUACUACUCAGCCGUUGACGCCAGUUAAACCAAUAGAUACAAGCAAGAAACCUACGGAACCUCAGAAGCUCGCCGUACAGCCAACGUCGCCAGUUGAACUCACUUCAAAACUUAAGAAGACAACUAGUGGAAGUUCCGCUACAAGCUCACAAUCUUCUACCUCGCCGAAGCAAACUCGGUUCCAGUCUCCUCCUCGAGCAGGCCCUACACUGCAAUCUAAUAUUCCGCCUGUUCCACCUGUUCCAACUCUGAAAGGAGACACUUCACGCGGCCCAGCCGCUGGGCAGCUAGGUUCAGCUUCUCUUAUUAGCAAGACGUCAGUAGAAUAUGUGCCAUCACCUUUGUCGCCGAUACCAGCUACACCUAAGACCCCAGUCUUUACAGAACCAACAACACCCAAGGCAGCUUCGGGGGUACCUCCAAAAUCACCAGAGGCUACUAUAUCAAAGGCCACAAUCCCCGCCCCUAAGUCCUCCCCGCCAAAAAUCAAAGCCGAGGAUACGACCCCAAAAAACCCGAAGGCUGUGCUCGAGGCCUCAAGCUCAAAGGGACCUCCACAGCUAAUUGAACCCAUUACACCAAGGGCAACUAAGUUAGCCGCGAAACCGGAGACCCCAACAACUAUCAAACCCGGGAAGAUAGAAUUUGGAAGAAAAUCCCCGUCUCCAGAGAAUGUCCCUAAAUCGCGGUCUUUCCGAAGUCUCCUGACAGGGAAGGCCCCUGAUACGGUAGAUUCUGCUGACGACGAAAUGAGCAGCGAUCCCAACUCGAAGAAGACCUUGAAGACCCCAAAACCGCUAAAAGAGAAACGUAGUCGCGGUUUCCUCGGCGGAGAAUUCAAGAAGAAGUCUGAAGACUCGAAGUAG